AUGCAGCUGAGCAGCUUCACCUGGAACCUCCUGGAGAUCCUGCAGAUCUUGGACCAGGUGGACCAGGUCAGAUGUGGAGUCAUGGAUGAGUCGGCGUUGGAGCGUUACUUUGAUGACUCCAUAGCAAAUGACUCUGCCUUCAUCUUGGGGGAGGAGCUUGGCCUCCAAAGCUCCGCCCCUCCUUUGGAUGGCCCCGCCUCCUCCGUUCAGAAUUCCUCCUUCCUGUCUACGAAGUCUGAACGUAGCGGUGAGCUGGGUGACGAGCUCGACCUCAGCUUUCUGCCCGAUGACCUCAGCACCCAGGAGGAGCCCGGUCAGGAUGACACAGGAGCAGACAGUCAGACUUCAAUUCUGGACGUGUCUCAGGACAGCGGCGUCGGUCUGAACUUCACCUCCCAGGAUUCUACAGCCGAACCCCAGCAGGAAGCCUCCAUAUCGGGGUUGAGGACCGGAGCGUCCCCCUUCUGUCCGAUGACUCCCAUGACCCCAAUGACCCCGAUGACCCCUGUGACGGAGAGAUCAGGAAUCAUCCCACAGCUGCAGAACAUCGUCUCCACUGUGAACCUCGGCUGUCCUCUGGAUCUAAAGUUCAUCGCCCUGCAGGCCAGAAACGCAGAGUACAACCCAAAGCGUUUUGCGGCAGUCAUCAUGAGGAUCCGUGAACCGCGAACAACAGCCCUGAUCUUCAGCUCGGGGAAGAUGGUCUGUACCGGAGCCAAGAGUGAGGAGCAGUCUCGGCUGGCGGCCCGUAAAUACGCGCGGGUGGUUCAGAAGCUCGGCUUCCCCGCUCGCUUCCUGGACUUUAAGAUCCAGAACAUGGUGGCCAGCUGUGAUGUCUGUUUCCCCAUCAGACUGGAAGGACUGGUUCUGACCCAUCAGCAGUUCAGCAGUUAUGAACCUGAGCUGUUCCCAGGCCUCAUCUACCGGAUGGUCAAACCUCGCAUCGUCCUGCUCAUCUUCGUGUCAGGGAAAGUGGUUCUGACCGGAGCUAAAGAGCGAGCUGAGAUCUACGAGGCGUUUGAGAACAUUUAUCCGAUCCUGAAGGGCUUCAGGAAGCAGUGAGGAUUCUUUUGUAAAUACACCGCUCAGUAUUUAUCUGUUUUAUUUUGUGUGUCAGCGAUCAGAUGGGAAACAGGAGUUUGUUUUACAGUUUCACCAUCCUGGGAGAAAAUAAAUGACAGUUUUCUAAAAAAUCUCUGCACAGAAAACCUCAGAUCUGUUUCUUCUAAAUCGGACUUCAAUGUUUAAAAUAUUGCAAAAAUUCACAUUUGAUUUCUUAGAAAAAAUCUGUUUUACUGUUACUCAGUGAAUCUGGAUAAAUCGGAAUUUCUAUACAUUUAAAAAAUGUCCAACAGAAGCUUCUUCAUCUUAAAAACACACAUUUAUUCAUAGAUAUUGUUUUUCCCGGGAUGAUAUUGAUUAUUAGUAAUCAAACAGAUCGAUAACUGAUAUCUAAAAUAACCUUCAGAUGUGUUAAACCUUUUUUUAUAUGUGUGAAAACAAACAAAAAAUGUGAUUUUAGUUGCUUUUUUUUUAAAACCAUAUUAGAGCAGAUCUGGAUUAAAACCAACCACAGCUGGACCAGGAGAUUAGUUUAAAUAAAUAAAUUUUGUUUUUAUAAAACCUAAAAGUCACAGUACUUUUAAACAGAACGUUUAAAACAAUAGAUGUCCAGACAAACUGUUUUUCAAUAGAUGGACACAUAAAAAUGACUUAAGUUUAAAUAUU
Acanthochromis polyacanthus (spiny chromis) is the source of this 1728-nucleotide messenger RNA. It is a transcript of the gene tbpl2, whose product is annotated as TATA box binding protein like 2. The transcript has 8 exons. Bases 1 to 1062 code for a protein of 353 amino acids. NCBI's taxonomy places the organism in Eukaryota, Metazoa, Chordata, Actinopteri, Pomacentridae. Gene Ontology annotation, molecular function: DNA binding; RNA polymerase II general transcription initiation factor activity. Gene Ontology annotation, biological process: DNA-templated transcription initiation. The record is from RefSeq and is a predicted model, not a curated record.